AGGAAUCUGGUCAAAGAUCAGAAAACCAUGAUGCUCAAAUCAUUACAUCUCCUCUGCCAUGGUGGAUCCAUUAUGUACUCAAGAAUGAACUCUUCCUCAAGUUUCUUCUUUGGCUAGUCCUAUUUGGACUUUUUGUGGAACUGGAGUUUGGUUUGCCAUAUUUUGUCCUGUCUAUGUUUUAUUGGAUCUAUGUAGGAACUCGUGGUCCUAGGGAAAGGCAGCCUGGAGAAAAAAGUGCAUAUUCUGUAUUUAAUCCUGGCUGUGAAGCUAUCCAAGGAACUCUCACAGCAGAACAGUUUGAGAGGGAAUUACAGUAUCGGCCUUUACUUGAGAGAUAAAUAGGACUAAAAUUUAUUAUUGUAUGCCUAACCUGCUGAUGAAUUAUAGAGAAUAAUUUUUCUGUUCAAUUUCUUGUGAUAUUCUGCAACAUUUUUUUAUUUUUAAAAAACACUGAAGAUGUGAAUACUGUUUCUAGUGUUAAGAGAAAGGGUAGUUAUUUAAAGACUUAGUCAAACACCCAUUGUUAAGCUUUUUGAACAUCCAGAUAGAUAAAUAAAAUGAAUAAAAGUUUAUCCAAAUAGUUGUUUGAAUGUUUCUAAUGAGAAGCAGGUUUGAAAAUAAUGGGGUACCUAUAACUCUUAGGAUAUUGGAGAAUCCAAAAAUUGCAAAAAUGUUGCCUGCUCCAUUUUUUCAUAAAGCAGUUUAGGAAUAUUCAGCACACUUUCUUUGACUUUGAAGAUUAGUUCACAAAUUAUGAAACCCCAUGAUUUCAGUAGGUUUGCUUCACAUUUAUAUUAGUGUUUUGCCAUCUCAUUAUAGUAUUUUUUGAAAUAAGAAGAAACCAGAAAUAUUUACAUAUUGAUCUUUACAAAGGAAACUAGUUUCUGAUUUAAUCUGAAUGUUGCCUGUACUUGACAACAAUGGAGUUUUUCUGCAAUAGGAUAGCAGCCCAAUAUAGAAAUUCUUCAUUUGUACUAGUCUCGUCGAUAGAUUAUAGACUUUUGCAUAUCGUCUACAAUUUUCAUACAGCCUAGAUUAAUCUGGUAAGAUUUGUAAAAUUCAGCAAGUUUAACCAAGACCAAGUGUGUAAUUCUGACAUUUAAUGUUAUUUUAAUUAGUAGCUUAUACAUGACCAUUUUUUUUCUCCAAGGUUAUUGAGUUUCCCAAUUCCCCCUCUUUUUGUAAGUGGUAUGAGCAUCCUUUUCACACAUAAACAGUCUAAGCCUUAAAUAUAUCAAAUGAAUGUGGAUCAGUCCUGUACCUAUGACCAUUUGUUCAGUGAUGGAAGUUAUGACAGUGCUGAAUGAAUUGGUCCUCAGAGUUCCAGCCAUCCCAGCAACCUCACAUUCAUCGUGAUCGGAAACAACUGGUUGCCCAGUGCUCUGUGAACUUGUGAUUGCCAUUUGCAAAUUUCCCUACUGGCUUCUCUAUUAUCUUCCUUGUUCCCUCCAUCUCCUAGCUUACCUGCUUGCUGGCCUGGGACUUAAAUGUUCUUGCUGGCUUCCCCACCGAUUUUGAGAAGCUGGCAGAAAAUUACCUCACAUAACGACCAUGGGAUUCAGUUAAUGGGAGCAACUUGGAGUGCAGGGUUUACAUUACUAAGCAACAUGGGCGCUCUUUAUGAUUACAUUGCUUAGUGAUAUAAUUUCCCAAUUACCAUUGCCAAGGACUAUGAAUAAUUUAGAUUUGUUUGUGCCUUUGUCAUGAUUCUGGGUGACUAUAUGGAUAAGGCUAUUCAGUUUUCUUGGCAAGAUUUCAUAAGUGGUUUGCUAUUUCCUCCUUCCUAGGCUGAGAAAAAGUGAGUGGCCCAAGUCUCUCAGCUGUAUUUUUUAACCUGGCAGGAUUUGAACUCAUGGUCUCCAGGUUUUUAGUCUCAAGCCCAUAACUACUAUAACCACUCUUAGAGAAAUACUUAGUAGUAAAAUGCAACCUCACUUUUCUUUGCAGACUUGUAAAUAUAAAACUUGAAAAACAGAUGAGCAAUUAAAAAUCCUAAUUAGGCUAGAAUUCUUUUCCCACAAUGACCAAUCAUGUUUUAAAGAAAAAUAUAGCACCUAUCUUAUAUUUCUCCUACAACUUGUACUCAGGGCCUUUAAACUGCUAUCUGCUAUGAGGUUCAAGAUUAUACAAUGGUAAUACUUUAAAAAAUCUGCACUGGUUACUAGUUGUUUAUUAGUAACUAGUGUUAAGAUUGUCCAAUAAAAUCCUAAACAGCUUAAAGUUCGAAGAGAGAUGCCUUCUGCAUCCCCCUCCCCGCCCUGAAUAUGCAGUGUUUGAGGUUGUGUUUGUCACUUUUCUCACAUUUUUGGAUAGUCUAUAUAGACAUAUACUGUACAUAUUGUCUAAACACCUGAGAAUAGGGAUCAAGCACAAGCAUACUUUGCCAGGCUUUUAAUUGCUGGUUUAGUAUUCUGUGUUGAUUUAUACUUUUAAAU
Thamnophis sirtalis is the source of this 2435-nucleotide messenger RNA. The record is from RefSeq and is a predicted model, not a curated record. Lineage: Eukaryota; Metazoa; Chordata; Lepidosauria; Squamata; Natricidae.